AUGGUAAAACGACAUAAGCACCAACAUCAGCGCCUGCCGUCGGAUGCAUCACCACUGCAAGAAGGUAUACUACGACUGGGUACUCCCCAUAGCAAUCUAUCUCGCAACCUUUCAUAUCAAUCAUUAGAUAGUUAUCGACUACAUUCACCUACAUCAGAUCACAAUGACAUACAACUGAGGUCACGAGCUCCAUCACCACCACCUUUAUUGCAUCAUCGUAUCAAUAGUCAAUCGUCAAGGACAGCGACAAGCCCUAUUCACUCGCAUCACAGACUUCAUCAUCCACGACCAUUAGUUCGUUCAUAUCUGACUCGUGGGUAUAUAUCGCCGUAUUCAAGAUCACCAAAUCGAUCACAGCUGAUUGAUUCAGUCGACCCUAUAGAUGCAACAGAUCAAAAUUUUCAUCUUAUAAAUGCAAUACUCGCUCAUUCUAGACCAGCAAGCCCUGUGUCAACUACUGCUCAGACUUUUACCACAGAAUCGCAACGAGGUGAACCAGCAUUGAAUAGAGCAAUAACGGCCUACACCACUGCCAAUGCCUCGAAACCACGUGCAAAUAAUAUCUUAAAUUUAUCACAACGAGUAUUGACUUGGUUGUAUUCUAUUUCCUUAAUUAUUAUCAUCAUUGUCAUGUUGGCUUUUAUUGCCGUUACACCCAUUGAUGUUAUUGUCCAAACGUUGAGAGCAACCAAUGCUAUUGCAGUCAAGACAUUUCUUGUCAUUAUAGUCUGUGUGGCGUUUUUAUUCUUCUCAUUGAUUAUGUACUUGGGAAGAGUAUACUCGUUCCGAGUGGCCAUGAAUGAUGUUUCAUCUAAAUCAUUGUAUAUCCCAUUUGAAGGUGACUAUCCCAAUGAUGUUUUUCACUACAUUGAUCUGAAAUUGAAAUAUAGUGUUGAUGUUGGUAGAAAGGCUGGUCCUUUACAUCAAGAUUAUCCUAUAAAUCAUCCGGGUUUAUCACCACCAGAAUAUAUUCAAAAUCGUAAUCCAGGAAUGGAGGGGAAACUUUUACCACCCAAUAUAUCUUAUGAAGAUGUGUUACAAAGUUUAAGCGAUAAAUUUCAAAUUGGGAAAGUCUUUACUGUUGAAGAUUUGCCUGUUAAUUUAUCAGUCAAGGAGAUGUUAUUGUCGAUUUAUAAACAAAUAUUGGAGGUGGAAGAACCGAGUCAUUUGUCCAAAAAUAUGCCAGACAUUCCCGGAUUGAUUGCAACUUAUGAAAAAUGUCGUUUUGGAGGAGGAUUAAUUGAUGAAAAAGAUUUAUUUACAUUGAUGGUGGAGAUUGACAAGUAUGGACAAUUAUGUCAAAAUGAUUUCCAACUGAAGUUGCCUCGAAAGAGAAGAAUGGUUAGGUCAAGUCAAUCAUCAAAUACUUAUGAUGCAGGUGAGGGUGGUUAUCUUUCCAGUAGUGAUUUUCGUUAUUUCAGUAGUGCAAUAUUUGAUGACCUGAAUGAACCAAAUUAUGCUGCUCAAUAUGAUCAAUAUGGUUAUGAUUAUGAUGAGUAUGACGACGAGGGAGAAUCAUCGACAACUGGUGAUGAAGACCAUUCAAAGAAAGUAAAUGAAGCUACGAAUUUGAAACCAUUUGCGUUUAAACCUCAUUACAAUGCCCCAAAAAAUGGACAAGAGCAAAAUGAACGUCAACAACAAUUGUCACAAGAUGACCAGGAUCGUGAACUGAAAGAUGAAAAAGAACAACUUUAUCGUCCAUUGAGAAGACAAUCAAGUGUUAGCUCUUCCAAAUCAGUGAUUCGUAACAAAUUAGCGUUGAACCAUAAUGCAAGUAGGCAUACAUUACUGAAUUUGACCUAUGAUGGAGGGGAUGGAUUGGGAGAUACACAUUCAUUAUUUAGACAUCGUAGUGGAUACGUUACUGAUUCGGAAAAUGAGGAUGAUUAUGAUCAUGGUAGUGGCGGGAGAAUUUCGCAUAUUCCAAUUCCUCGAAUACGUGUACAUGGAAGAGAUGAAGAGGAGGAUGUUGACAACGACGAAGACGUAAGAGGAGAGGAAGAAGGAGGAUACGAUGAUGGUGAUGAUGGUGAUGAUGAUGAUGAUGGAGAGAGCUUCUAUCGGUUCAGAAGACGGGAACAUUCAUCAAUCAAAACCAAUCACUCCUGA
Molecule: messenger RNA, 2112 nt
Organism: Lodderomyces orthopsilosis Co 90-125
Lineage: Eukaryota; Fungi; Ascomycota; Pichiomycetes; Serinales; Debaryomycetaceae
Exons: 1
Coding region: 1-2112 (703 amino acids)
Source: RefSeq, a predicted model, not a curated record